AUGGCGUACAUAAAAAUGCCAUUUGGACUGUCUAAUGCAGGAGCCACUUUUCAAAGAGCAAUGGAUAUGGCUCUCAAAGGGCUUAUUAAUAAAUUUGUGCUUGUAUAUCUAGAUGACAUUUCUGUUUUUUCAAGGAGUGAAGGUAUUUCAAUAGACCCAGAAAGAAUCACAACUAUUCUAGCAUUGCCACUUCCAACACAUAAAAAAGGCUUGCAAAGCUUUAUAGGGGGAAUUAACUUUGUUAGGAGAUUUAUACCCAACAUUGCAGCAUUAUUGCAACCGCUAACAACAAUGCUUAAAAAAAAUGUUGUUUUCAAAUGGACCAAGGAAGGUACCAAAAGUUUUGCAGAUAUCAAAGAGGCACUUGCAUCAGCCCCAACACUAAUUAAUCCAAAUUAUGAGAAGGAUUUCAUACUAUAUGCAUUUGGAGGUGUUGAUACUAUCUCAGCCAUGCUUUGUCAGCAAAACGAAGGACAAGAGAAACCAAUUGCAUUUUUCAGCCAUAUACUACAGGACUAUGAGAUGGCAGAAGAUACAACAAACAACCAUCAAACAGAAGAACAAGUUGCCCUUAUACUCACAAAUGAAGAAGAGGAUGUUGCCUCAAAUGAAGAAACAGAUGCAACAACUGAUAACACACCAAAUCAAAUUGAUAGAAUUUUAGAAGAAUUCCAUAAUGGACCUGCAGGAGGUCAUUUAGCAGCAAGAGCAACAACCUUGAAAAUCAUGAGACCAAUACAAAUAGAAAAACCAUUUUCUAAAUGGGGAUUAGAUUUUAUUGGGCCUAUUAAUCCACUUUCAGGUGCAGGACAUAAAUGGAUCCUAACAACAACAGAUUACUUUACCAAAUGGACUGAAGCAGUCACACUUAAGGAGGCAAAUGAAAAUUUAGUUAUGAAUUUUUACCAAGAUCUAGUAUCCAGGUUUGGUACCCCUGAUGCAAUUAUAUCAGAUAAUGCCUUAGCUUUUAUUGGUUUAAAAGUAUCAGAUUGGUCUGUUAAGAACAAUGUUUUUCUAAGUGCUUCAUCAAAUUAUUACCCCCAGGGUAAUGGACGGGUUGAAUUAACCAAUAAAAAUCUGAUUAAGAUCAUUAAAAAGUAUAUUCAGCAUAAUCAAAGAACAUGGCAUGAAGAGAUGAAGUUAGCCCUAUGGCCUGAUAGGAUGACACCAAAAAGAGCUACAGGUUUUUUACCUUAUGUUCUAGUUUAUGGCAAAGAGGCCAAAUUGCCAAUAUCAAUAGAGUUUCCAACUCAUAGUUAUAUAAAAGAACUUGAAAUGCUAGAGGAGCAACCAAUGGAAAUCAGGCUUGCUCAAUUGAUGGAGUUGGAAGAAACCAGAAAGGAAGCUUUCAGAAAGCUUGAAAUUCACCAUUCUCAGAUGAAGAAGACAUUUGAUAAAAAGGCAGUAGCAAGGACCUUCAAUGAAGGUAAUUUAGUUUUCAAAUGGGAUGAACUUAAAAGUUGA
Molecule: messenger RNA, 1464 nt
Organism: Cryptomeria japonica (Japanese cedar)
Lineage: Eukaryota; Viridiplantae; Streptophyta; Pinopsida; Cupressales; Cupressaceae
Exons: 5
Coding region: 1-1464 (487 amino acids)
Biological process (GO): DNA integration
Molecular function (GO): nucleic acid binding
Source: RefSeq, a predicted model, not a curated record